Messenger RNA from Vombatus ursinus (common wombat), 879 nucleotides. Its product is annotated as olfactory receptor 5V1-like. Gene Ontology annotation, cellular component: membrane. The transcript is spliced from 2 exons. Gene Ontology annotation, molecular function: olfactory receptor activity; G protein-coupled receptor activity. The coding region runs from base 1 to 879 and encodes 292 amino acids. NCBI's taxonomy places the organism in Eukaryota, Metazoa, Chordata, Mammalia, Diprotodontia, Vombatidae. The record is from RefSeq and is a predicted model, not a curated record. Gene Ontology annotation, biological process: G protein-coupled receptor signaling pathway.
AUGAGCUUCCCCUUGGUCAGGCCCUUCCCUGGUGCCCGAGGCGCCUGCGCGAGGGGGCGGGGGAGGAGAGUGACGAGGGGAGGGGCCACGGGGAGGAGUCACGGGGGAAGGCGGGGCCGUGAGGGAGGACAGAUGGAGGUGGAGGAAGUCCCCAUCAUGCUGGUGAACUUUUUCAGAGAGAAGAAGACCAUUACUUAUGAAGGCUGCCUAUUCCAGAUUUUCUUCCUUGUUACUUUUGCAGGCUCUGAGUGUGUGCUGUUGGCUGCUAUGGCUUAUGACAGAUUUAUAGCCAUUUGCUACCCAUUACAUUACUCAGUUCUCAUGAGCAAGAGGGUUUGUGCCUACUUAGCAGCUGGGUCCUGGCUGUGUGGGGUAGUGAAUUCUCUGACACACACGGGGCUCAUGGCAACACUCACUUUGUGUGGUCCCAACCAGAUCAACCAUUUUCUCUGUGAUAUUCCCUUACUCCUGAAACUCUCCUGCUCAGAUACUUCAGUCAAUGAAGUUGCAAUCUAUGUAACCAGUGCCAUCUUUGGUCUGAGCCCCUGCCUCUUCACUGCUGUGUCCUAUAUGCUCAUUAUCUCUGCCAUCUUGAAAAUCCAGUCUUCUCAAGGGAGACAAAAAGCCUUCUCCACCUGUGCCUCUCAUCUCACUGUGGUGCUCAUCUACUAUGGAACUGUAAACUUCAACUAUGACCGGCCCAGGUCAGGCUACUCCCUAGAUGUGGUCAUCUUGGCCUCUGUCCUCUUCUGCAUUAUUACACCCAUGUUAAAUCCUAUCAUCUAUAGCCUGAGAAACAAGGAAGUCAAAGUUGCCUUAAGGAAACUAUGUGAACUGUAUAUUUUAUCCAAUGAUUCCAGGGUUCAAAUCAGUUCUUAA